AUGGUGUCGUCCCCCCUCUUCCUGUCGUCGCUCGACGCGCUGGCGCCCCCUUUCUACCCGUCCACGUCGUGGGCCCCAGCGAGCACCGACAACGCCACCGACAACAACGACAACACCGACGACGACUACAACUGGGGCCGUCCGCAGUCGCCGGGCAAAAGCGACGCCGUGUCUGUCCUCGAGGUGCCGGACGAAGAGCUGUUUGAUCCGUCGUUCUACCCGCUCUCGGAGACGGAGAUGCAGGAGCUCGCGCAGGUGGACGAAGUGAACGCGAUCCUGGCCGAGCUCGGGCUGCUGGAGAGCCACCAGGAGCUGCAGUGUCAACGGAGCGACAAGACGCCUUCCGGUCGCUGCGCAGACGCGGACGUGGACGCAGAGAUGUACCGCUGGAUGGCCGCAACGGCGGACGGCGAGCGCUACGCAGUGCCGGAGCAGACUGCGUGCCACGUGGAGCGCACCGGGCAGUCGACGCGGCACCAGCCGCGAUCGGUCAAAUAG
Hyaloperonospora brassicae is the source of this 498-nucleotide messenger RNA. Lineage: Eukaryota; Oomycota; Peronosporomycetes; Peronosporales; Peronosporaceae. The record is from the annotation of a GenBank genome assembly.